Messenger RNA from Portunus trituberculatus (swimming crab), 802 nucleotides. RefSeq lists its product as uncharacterized. The coding region runs from base 1 to 651 and encodes 216 amino acids. The record is from RefSeq and is a predicted model, not a curated record. The transcript is spliced from 3 exons. Lineage: Eukaryota; Metazoa; Arthropoda; Malacostraca; Decapoda; Portunidae.
AUGGCAGUGGUGAGUGCACUAGCCACCAAAGUGGACAAUCUGACUGCAACAGGCUCUGGUCUUAGUACAGAGUUUGCUGCCUUCAAGAACCAGCAGCACACACCAGCGGUGCUCAACCGGGCCAAGGAGAGAGUGCCGUGUGUCAGCAUAGCCUGUGCGACCCACCCACGUAAAAGGACAAGGCCGCAGGGCAAUGUGCAACUGCUGCUGCACCCACACCGAGGAUGGAUACCCCCGUCAAGCCAGUCAAGGGAGCCACACGACAGCCCCGGAGCCUCUCAGGGAUGGCCCUGCUCCCCUGCUUCAGAGAGCAAGUCACCUGUGGCAGACUGUGAGGAGGAUGCUGCAGGUGAAUGGACACUGGUCAGCCGAAAGAAGAAGCGGUGCUACAGCCCAAUCCCAGCCCGGACUGCCAACCCCGAGCCGGACCAGGGACACUUGAAGACUGCCAGCCCCAAGCCAGACCAGGGACAUCUGAAGACUGCCAGCUCCGAGCCAGAUCAAGGACAUCUGAAGACUGCCAGCCCUGAGCCAGACCAGGGACAUCUGAUGGCAGCCAUGCAGAUGCUGAUGGAGCAGAUGUCUCGCCUGACACAGGAAGUGGAUGGCCUGAAGACACAGAUGCAAUACCAUCGCGAUGAACGGAGGUAGGGCCACGGGUGCCUGAGCAGCAGGGUUAUGCUUCCCACACCCUCAGUUGUGGUGACGGUAGUAGUCGGGGGAUGGCCACUUACAUUAAACAUGGGAUUCCAGUUAACUUCAUGGAAAUGGGGGUCACUGAGGGUAUUGAAUUUAUUACUGU